AUGGUUGGUCAACUAAUUCAAAGAGGAGCUCUCCCUCUGCUGCUCUUCCUAACUCCAGCAGUGACACCAACAUGGUAUGCAGGCUCAGGCUACUAUCCAGAUGAAAGCUACAAUGAAGUCUAUGCAGAAGAGGUCCCUCAGGCUCCUGCCCUAGACUACAGAGUCCCCCGAUGGUGUUACACAUUAAAUAUCCAGGAUGGAGAAGCCACAUGCUACUCACCAAGGGGAGAAAAUUAUCACAGUAGCCUAGGUACUCGUUGCGAGCUCUCCUGUGACCGUGGCUUUCGACUGAUUGGACGGAGAUCAGUGCAAUGCCUGCCAAACCGCCGUUGGUCUGGAACUGCCUACUGCAGGCAGAUGAGAUGUCAUGCACUGCCAUUCAUCACUAGUGGCACCUACAGCUGCACAAAUGGAGUGCUUCUUGACUCCCGCUGUGACUAUAGUUGUUCUAGUGGCUACCACCUAGAAGGUGACCGCAGCCGAAUCUGCAUGGAAGAUGGGCGAUGGAGUGGAGGCGAGCCUGUAUGUGUAGACAUAGAUCCUCCCAAGAUCCAUUGUCCCCACUCACGUGAGAAGAUAGCAGAGCCAGAGAAACUGACUGCUAGAGUCUACUGGGACCCACCCGUGGUGAAAGAUUCUGCUGAUGGUACCAUCACCAGGGUAACACUUCGGGGCCCAGAGCCUGGUUCUCACUUUCCUGAAGGAGAGUAUGUGAUUCGUUACACCGCCUAUGACCGAUCUUAUAACCGGGCCAGCUGCAAGUUCAUUGUGAAAGUACAAGUGAGACGCUGCCCAGUUCUGAAACCACCGCAGCAUGGCUACCUCACCUGCACCUCAGCAGGCGACAACUAUGGUGCCACCUGUGAAUACCACUGUGAUGGUGGUUAUGAGCGCCAGGGAACCCCCUCCCGGGUCUGCCAAUCCAGUCGCCAGUGGUCGGGAUCACCACCUAUCUGUACUCCCAUGAAAAUUAAUGUCAAUGUCAACUCAGCUGCUGGCCUCCUGGAUCAGUUCUAUGAGAAACAGCGACUCCUGAUCAUCUCAGCUCCUGAUCCCUCCAACCGAUAUUAUAAAAUGCAAAUCUCUAUGCUACAGCAAUCCACCUGUGGACUGGACCUGCGGCAUGUGACCAUCAUUGAGCUGGUGGGGCAGCCACCUCAGGAGGUGGGGCGCAUCCGGGAGCAACAGCUGUCAGCCAGCAUCAUCGAGGAGCUCAGGCAAUUUCAGCGCCUUACUCGCUCCUACUUCAAUAUGGUGCUGAUUGACAAGCAGGGUAUUGAUCGGGAACGCUACAUGGAACCUGUAACCCCUGAGGAAAUCUUCACAUUCAUUGAUGACUACCUGCUCAGCAACCAGGAACUGAUCCAGCGCCGGGAGCAAAGGGAUGUCUGCGAGUGA
Marmota flaviventris (yellow-bellied marmot) is the source of this 1398-nucleotide messenger RNA. The record is from RefSeq and is a predicted model, not a curated record. Lineage: Eukaryota; Metazoa; Chordata; Mammalia; Rodentia; Sciuridae.